Mycotypha africana is the source of this 1310-nucleotide messenger RNA. RefSeq lists its product as uncharacterized. Lineage: Eukaryota; Fungi; Mucoromycota; Mucoromycetes; Mucorales; Mycotyphaceae. The transcript is spliced from 2 exons. The coding region runs from base 117 to 1310 and encodes 397 amino acids. The record is from RefSeq and is a predicted model, not a curated record.
CAUUUAAUCACUUCUUUUUUUAUUGGAAAAAAUGUUCUUGUAGUAGAUAUAAACAAUCAUACUUUUUCUUCCUUUGCUGAAAAUAUAUGCUAUUUCAGAAAUAUGAUUUAUAACCGAUGGUAGGUAACGUCCACAGUCCACACAGCACAAGUAAGCAACACAAGAAUUUUCCGCCUUCCAGGCGCCAUGCUUUGUCCUCACGGCACUAUUUUGUACGGCAGCCAUCGACAGCAAAUCGCCAACUCCCAUCGCAUAUCAUUCCAGAGCAAGAAGUACAACAGCAAGGACAAAAUAUAGCCGGCGCAUCCUCCUCUGCACAUCCCACUAAAAGACGUAUAUCGAAAAAAUGGGCUAAAGUUGAUGAAGAAUCUACGGAUGGUUUAUCUUCCCAAGAUCGUCUUGUCGAAUUUCUCUUAAGUAAGGAUGGUAAAGAGCUGAAAGCAUUUCAAGAAUUAAAUAAAGAUGAAUCCAAAGGAACUCGCAAAAACGAUUACAAAUAUAAAUUGGCUCAACGGUGUUUGAAGUAUUUUCGUGACAGAGGUGUAGAAACCCGUACAGCCGAUGAUUUAAGAAUGCGUAUUGAUGCCGUUUACAAAACAUACGUAUUUGCUUAUACUGAGGCACAUAGGACAGUAGCAGAAGAAGAUAAAAAGAAUUUACUAACUGAAGAGCAAUUUGAAGAUUAUAUUGAUACAAUCUGUCCAAAGUUUAAAGUUUUUGAAAAAUAUCUUGGAGAACCGACAGUGAAAGACAAACGUGCUGACAAGGAGCAUGCUGAUUUUGCACCUCGCGCUACAGAACCACUCCAAAUACAACCAGCGAUCGAUAAGACCAAACAACAAACAUCUAAAUUACCGGUCAUGCCGCUUGAUACUGUUGUGACCACUUCAUCCACCAUACCUCAAGCAACAAACGAAGCGCACCGUAAAUCGCCGAAUGAAGAAGAAGGAAAAUUAGCCGCAGCCUUGCUUCCUGCUCAAGAACAAGUGAUAAUUGGAGGAGGAAGCAAUGCAUCGUCUCAAUCCACAACAAGUACUGCAACUGAAAUGAGUGCUAACGAAAUUUUCAAAAAGUUAAUUGAAGUUACUGGAAAGCUACUAUCAUUAGCAAUAACGACGGACAAUUGUGUAACUAACACUUUCGAAGAACAACAACAGCUAUUAAAAGCCAAAGGCGUUCUAGAAAUUCAGUCACGUCGAUUAGGAUAUAUCAAAGCAGGAAUAUCUGUUGAUGAGGCCAGUAGAAUGGUAAAACAAGAACUUGAAGCGUUUCUUGAACAAUUCCAAGUUGACAAUCUUCAAAAACAAUGA